Molecule: messenger RNA, 698 nt
Organism: Drosophila persimilis
Lineage: Eukaryota; Metazoa; Arthropoda; Insecta; Diptera; Drosophilidae
Exons: 2
Coding region: 20-511 (163 amino acids)
Source: RefSeq, a predicted model, not a curated record
GUUCCUGGCAUGUGCCAUAAUGGCGACUUUCGGAGACAUCCGGACUGAACAUAAAAACAUUACUUGCGAAACACUGGAUCCGUCGUAUGUGGUGAUUCCUGUGUGUCGCCUGACGGAGCUGCGGCGUGGCAUUAUCGGAGCUAAUGUCCACAUGAAAUUCCUUAAACUACCAAUUCGGAAGGCGUCAGUCAACUUCAGCGUCUGGAGGAAACUCACCGGCUACCAUCCGUUCCUGUUUAACGUUACCUUGAACUUUUGCCACUACAUGAAGCACCCGAAUCCCCUUCAUGUCUUCUACUACUUCUACGGGGCCAUGUUGCCCUUCAUCAAUGUGAAUCACACUUGCCCCAUCAAUCACGAUGUUAUUCUGAAAGACUUUGUUUUGGAUGAUCAAAUGUUCUCCAAAGUUCCCCUUCCCAAAGGGAGCUACAUGUUCAUCAUCAAAUUCAUCACCGAGGGUGUGUGGAGAGGCACAGUUCACAGUUACUUGGACAUUAAUGUGGACGACUAAAAUCAAAUUAAGUCUGAUUUAAAUUGUUGUUUUGGAAAAUUAUAAAAUUUCCAUCACAGCUGAAUGCUAAACAAGCUUUGAGUGUUGCAUCUUUCCCCGCUAAAAAUGUAUUCAAAUUUCAUUAAGAUCAGUAGUAAAUACAAUAGAAUCUAUCGUGCGACACCGCAAGGCUAGCAGAGAUCAGUGA